GGAGACCGCUCGCCGGGAAGCCGGCCCUGCCCCAAGGGUCAGCGCCGCGCGCGGCUACAGGCGCCGCGCGGCCGCCGGGCAUCGCCGGGGCCCUGGCGAGCCGAGUCCCUGCUCUCCCGGCCUCGGUGCGACCCUCCGUCCUCAAGCUGGUCUGGCGGCAAGGGGUGAGUCUACAGCCCUCGGGGACAGUCGCGCUUCCUCCUCCCCGCGCCGCACCCGAGCGCCCCGCGCCCGCAGCGGCCGGCGGAAGUCGGCUGAGCGUCUCGGCCCCAGGCGCGGGGUGCGGACCGCUUUGGCCGAGGAGGACACCGAGACCGGCCGAGGGGGAGUAAAGUGACUCGUCCAAGGGUACCGGGCCAUUGAGAGCGGAAGCGCGUUCCCGCCGCCCCCUGGAGAGCCCUGGCUCGGCCUCCCGGAGGAGGACACGGCUGCCCCCACCCCACCCCGGGGGCAUCACGGCCGCCCCUCUCCGCGCAGCCCCCAUCCAGGCCGGGUGUGUCCCCGCCGGGCUGACUCGGGACUCGACUUCCGGUGUCCCCGCUGUUGUCCGCGGGCAUCCUUCUCCCAGCCCCGCCCAAGCGCCCUGCCCUUCGCUGCUGCGGAUCCCCUGGCCCGCCGCCCUCGGCGUCCCGCGAAGGGCGGCGGUUGGGAGGCAGAUCCGAGAGCGGCUAUCCUAGCUGGAGCCACCCAGGGGAGGGCAGGGCAGCAAGGAUGGGGCCGCUCUCCCCUGAAUAGGGCGCAUUCCUUUGCAGGUGACACGGCUUUUAGAGCCUGCCAGCCCCGGGAGAGGUGGACUGACUCACCGAGGCACGCUCAGUCUCUGCAAGAGCCCGGGCUCAAAUGCUGUACCCAGCAAUGCGCGGCCACAGACUGGCCCUGGGCCUAGGAUUCUGCCUGCUGUUGGGCACUGCCCUCUGCUCGCUGUGGAUGUAUUUUGAGAACUGGCUGCGUGUCUCCUAUGUUCCCUAUUAUCUCCCCUGCCCAGAGAUCUUCAACAUGAAACUGCAGUAUAAGGGGGAGAAGCCAUUUCAGCCUGUGACACAGUCACUGUACCCUCAGCCCAAGCUUCUGGAGCAAAGGCCCGCUGAGCUGCUGACCCUCACGCCCUGGUUGGCGCCCAUUGUCUCGGAGGGAACCUUCAACCCCGAGCUGCUGCAACGCAUCUACCAGCCGCUGAACCUGACCAUCGGGCUCACAGUGUUUGCCGUGGGCAAGUACACCCGCUUCGUCCAGCACUUCCUGGAGUCGGCCGAGCAGUUCUUUAUGCAGGGUCACCGGGUGCACUACUAUGUUUUCACCAACGACCCCGCAGCCAUUCCUCGGGUGCCGCUGGGCCCCGGCCGCCUCCUCAGCAUCGUCCUCAUCCAGAGGCACUCGCGCUGGGAGGAGAUCUCCACGCGCCGGAUGGAGACCAUCAGCCGGCACAUCGCCGAGAGGGCACACCGGGAGGUGGACUACAUUUUCUGCCUCGACGUGGACAUGGUGUUCCGGAACCCGUGGGGCCCUGAGACCCUGGGGGACCUGGUGGCGGCCAUUCACCCGGGCUACUAUGCUGUGCCCCGCCAGCAGUUUCCCUACGAGCGCAGGCAUGCUUCCACUGCCUUUGUGGCGGACGACGAGGGGGACUUCUAUUAUGGUGGGGCGGUCUUUGGGGGGCGGGUGGCCAGGGUGUACGAGUUUACUAGAGGCUGCCACAUGGCCAUCCUGGCGGACAAGGCCAAUGGCAUCAUGGCCGCCUGGCAGGAGGAGAGCCACCUGAACCGUCGUUUCAUCUCCUACAAGCCCUCCAGAGUGCUGUCCCCUGAGUACCUCUGGGAUGACAGGAAGCCCCAGCCACCGAGCCUGAAGCUGAUCCGCUUUUCUACGCUGGACAAGGACAGCAGCUGGCUGAGGAGCUGACGGCUGAGCCAGGCUGCUGUGCAUGGGGACCCCAAGCCCUGCAGCCAGCUCGCCCCGGCAGAGCACCCGGCUCGUCCCCAGCAAGCACCCCGCUCGCCCCCGGCGGAGCACCCCAGCUUGUCCCAGCAGAGCACCCUUUACCAGUGCCCCCCCUUCUCAGGCCUCAGGUGAGAUCCAUCCGGUCCUGCCUCCCUCAGUCUAUUAGCAGAAGUUCACCUGGAAAAUGGAUGUGGAAGGGCCUUUGUAAACUGUGAAGGGCUGCGCCCACAUGAGCGGAACACCAAGAUCACACGGCAGCGUGGCCCGAGAAUGGUCAGGCGGGAAGAGGUGAAGAAGACAGAGCCGCAGGCCUGGCCCAGCAGACGUGCCUUCGGGGCAGGCUCCGGAGUCAGCCCUACUCAGUGCCUAAAAGCCCGCCUCUGCCCCACUUCUGUUGCCUAUUUGCCCCUAAAGCUGCACUUCUCAGACCCCGGUGUGAAAGGCAUCCACACGCCUCUUCUCUGGCUGUAGGGGUCCCGGGUGCUGGGACGUCCCCCAGCCACACAGCGCCAACCCCUCGCUCGGCCCUGGAGUGAGUCUUUGCAACAGAACAGGCCUGGCCCUCUCUGGCGUUGAGUCUAGCCCGCACCCCACGGCGGACCACACUCUCUGGCACCAGCCCCACCUUUGCAAGGGGGUUUGGGCAGUUUUUAAUAAAGGUGACGUGCACGAA
This is a messenger RNA of Panthera uncia (snow leopard), 2611 nucleotides long. RefSeq names its product globoside alpha-1,3-N-acetylgalactosaminyltransferase 1 (FORS blood group) (gene GBGT1). NCBI's taxonomy places the organism in Eukaryota, Metazoa, Chordata, Mammalia, Carnivora, Felidae. Gene Ontology annotation, biological process: carbohydrate metabolic process. Gene Ontology annotation, molecular function: globoside alpha-N-acetylgalactosaminyltransferase activity. The coding region runs from base 841 to 1899 and encodes 352 amino acids. Gene Ontology annotation, cellular component: membrane; Golgi apparatus; vesicle. The transcript has 6 exons. The record is from RefSeq and is a predicted model, not a curated record.